AAAAGAAAAUAGUUUGUCUCUAGCGGUGGGCGUGACUGGUGUAUUGUUUACUAAAAUUUUUACAUAUUUAUAUUAAAUUUUAUAAAUAUAAGGGUUUAAUGUGUGUGAUGAACAUUUGAAGAAUUAAUAGUGCUUGAUCAACUUUCGUAGUCAUUAAGUGUAAUUUGUCCAUAAAGUCUCAACUUUUACCAAAAUAAAUUAGAAUUUAUUAUCAUUCAAAAUGUCUGUCGGUAAAAUUUUGCCUCAUGUCUCACCGCUUAGUCGAUUGGGUCGAUUAAACGCUGCUAUAUCAAGUUCAAAAGUCAAAAGAACCUACUUUACUUACACCCAGGAGUUAUCGCAGCCCUUGGAUAGAAAACCCGAUUACGCUUCGGCGACUGAGGUCUUUGAGAAAUGCUUGAAAUCUGGUCAAACGGUAUUCUCCCAGGGCGCCGCGGCGACACCAGCGCCGCUCCUGGACGCCAUGACGGCGGUCGGGAAAGCCAAGUCUCUCCGGGAUAUAAAAGUAGUCCACAUGCAUACGGAGAAGGAAGCCGCCUAUGCCGCUCCAGAGUGCAAGGACAUAUUCAGGUCGUGUUCCCUGUUCAUGGCGGCCAACGUCCGGAAAGCGGUGGCUGAGGGCCGCUCUGACGCCAUCCCCAUCUUCCUACAGGACAUUCCCAAGCUGUUCCAUAGGAAGAUCAUACAACCCGACAUUGCUGUCAUCCAGGUGUCUCCGCCGGACCACCACGGGUACUGCAGUCUCGGUACUUCGGUGGACUGCGUACGCGCAGCGUUGGUGAAUUCUAAGAUUAUAAUCGCCCAAGUGAACGUGAACAUGCCUCGAACAUUCGGCGAUGCGAUUAUUCACAUGUCGCAUAUCGAUUAUGCGGUGGAAGAUAACACACCGUUACCAGACCACGGUUCGAAGCCGCCGAGUCCCGAGGAAGCGAAGAUUGGACAGUUGAUCGGUGAUAAUUUGGUUGAAGAUGGCGCCACUUUGCAAAUGGGUAUCGGCAGCAUUCCAGACGCUGUGUUAUCAGCUCUGAAGAACCAUAAAGAUCUCGGCAUACACUCGGAGAUGUUCAGCGUCGGGGUCAUCGACCUCGUGAAGCGGGGUUGCGUCACUAACAAUAAGAAGAAAAUGCACAAAGGUCGCAUCGUUGGCAGUUUUCUAGUUGGCAACCGACAGCUGUAUGACUUCGUGGACAACAAUCCAUUCAUUGAAAUGUUGGAGAUCGACUAUGUGAACAACACUCACAUAGUGUCGCUACAGCCCACGAUGACCGCUAUCAACUCUUGCAUAGAGAUCGAUUUGACCGGUCAAGUGUGUGCCGACUCCAUCGGUACUCGAAUGUUCUCCGGUUUCGGCGGUCAGGUGGACUUCAUCCGCGGCGCGGCCGAGGCGGUGGACGGCCGCGGGAAGCCCAUCAUCGCGAUCGUGUCCCACACCAAGAGGGGCGAGAGCAAGAUUGUGCCCACGCUCAAAGUUGGUGCCGGUGUGGUGACUAGCCGCGCCCACGUGAACUACGUAGUGACCGAGCAAGGGAUCGCGAACCUAUUCGGGAAGACGCUGCGCCAGCGCGCUUACGAAUUGAUCAAGAUCGCCCAUCCCGACCAUCGCGAGUCCCUGGAGAAGGCCGCCUUUGAAAGGCUCAAGUGCAUGCCCGCGCCUUAAGAAAGAAUAAUUGUUUUAGCCAAUAGAAGAGGAGUUUCACAGAAAUCGACCAAUCAGCUGGCCCGAAGUGCUGUAAUCAACCAAUGAGAUUUAUCAUCGUAAAUAAACUGACCCAUAGGGAUGCAAAGAAAGUUGUCAUCAUUGAAUGCAAAAUCAUACAUACAUACAUACAUAAAAUCACGCCUCUUUCCCGGAGGGGUAGGCAGAGACUACCUCUUUCCACUUGCCACGAUCCCUGCAUACUUCCUUUGCUUCAUCCACAUUCAUAACUCUCUUCAUGCAAGCUCGGCGGUUUCGGGCACUUUUGACCUGACCCUUCACCAGGAUGAUGCAAAAUCACGGUAGAAAAAAUUAUUUCAACUCAAUGAAUGUAUGUACCCCAUGUAACGGAGCGCUGUGAUUGGCUAAUUUCGCGAAACUCCACUUCUAUGGGCAUCGUAAAGUAGGAGAUCCUAGAGUGAUCCCAUUUCUGAAUAUUAUCGGAAUCGUCAUCAGAAGUGGGAUUGUCAUUUAACAUACGUAUCUAGGACUGGCCUAAAGGGCUAUUCGCGAACGUUAAUAAGACAAAGGACUUAAGCCUUAUCAACUUCUGUGAACAAGCCCUACUGUUAUUUAAAUCUAUUCGAUAAGCAAAAAGUUUAGAACUUCACUUUUUAUGAACCGUUUUCUAGAAUAAAACGAAUUGAGUAUUCGAAUGAUAUAGCGACUGAGCCAUUAUCGAAUCAAUUGCCACUCCGGUAGUUCUAGUGUUUAAUAUGUAGCGUUCAAGUAUUAACCGAUUAUCAUUCUUAUUGCAAAACUCGCACUGCCCAUAAUGGCAUGUUAUUAUUUGGGUCCGUAUUCGAUCGGUUAAAUUUUAAUGGCAUGAUUGUGUUAUUACCUUCAUAAUCUUUGUUUCGCAUAAUUUUGACUAUGAUUAUGAUGUAAAGUUAAUGCAGUUUUGAUGCCAUUUAAAUUUAUGGGAACUAUAUUAUGGGACCUUUGUUUUGUAAGUACAGAUGUUUUAAAUCACAACUUCAUUUAGUUUUAAAUAAAAAGCAAUCAUGGGUCGUAAUUAUUUCAUCAAUGUAUUUUUUUGCAACAAUUCGAAUUUAUUUUUUUCUUUAUUUUGGUACUAUAUUUUAUUUUAUUUUAUUUUUUAUGCUGUAUUGCUUUAUUUAUUUUUUAUCAAUCAGAGAAAAUGAUGUUUUAAUAGAUGCAGUAUUUUUCUAAAAGACUGGUUGUUGGUUGGGCCGUACUAUUGUUGGUUUUUUUUUAUAGAAAAUAUAUACGUUAUGAUUGUGAAAUAAAAUAUCUGUAGAAUAUUCCAAUUUAGAUGCAUUUUAUUGGCCUACUGUUACAAUAGACUGCUAGGAGAGUUUGUUCGUUGGAUCAGAGCCCACGCCAUAUUGGUUUUGAAAGAACUAAGGUAUAAAAAAGAUGUAAUAUUUAUGAUAAAAAGAAACUGAGGUUUUUUAAUUAAUAUAAAUAAUUUCAGAUAAGUAAAAUUGCCAAUAAACCUAUUACAAAUUAUUUCUGUCACCAGUUAUGUUAUGAAGGGCAAGUAAAUCCAUCAUUAGGCAUGUCCUGUUGUAUGCUCAAGCAAAAGCUGCCUGUCACGGAUAUGGAAAUGUUUUGAAUUUUCAUUUUGAAGUAUUCUAUGGUAGUAUAGAAGCGCGCGAAAAUUGUAUCGUAAAGUUUAAAAAAAGAAUUUGACGAAGCAUGAUUUUUUUUAAUGUGUUGUGGUAGUGAGCUCUGACCUGAAGCCUAGUCGUUUUAGUCAAAUGCCUUAUAGAUCAAUAGCGUAGAUAUAAACACAAGUGCGCAAAAAUUAAGUAAAAAUAUUAAGAGGGCGGGUAAUAUAUCUUUAUAAAUUUUUUUAUUAAAAAAUGCCAGCAUUAUAGGAAUUAGGUCAAACCGAUUUUAAAAGUAAUUAUUUACUUAUGGGAAUUAUUUUUCUGUUACCUAUCUUACCUUAAAUAUUUGCACUUAAUUUUUACUGACCUUAUAUUCUGGGGUUUUAACCCCAGCAUGUUGUUUUCGCUUGGUCGAUAAAUUAUCAUAAAAUAAAGAUCAGAAAGGAAUACAAAAACAUAAUUUAAAAAACUGUCAUAUGUAUAAAACGCAUCCAAUGAUUUAUCAUUAUUUUAAAAAGAUGUUUAAUUCAUUAGACAUACCGAUAAUGUUCAAAGUACUGUUUUUGUCUGUUCCAAAAAGAAUUUAUUUAUUAUUUAAUAAAUCGAUCGAGCGAAAUUGAUAUAAACUUACGAUUUAGCUGCAAUGUAAGUUAAAAUAAUAUUGACUUUUAUCCAAAAUUUAUUUCGAAUUUAUAAAUAAACGGAACAAGGUAUAACAAUUUCUGAUUACUUUAUUUUUAACACAAGUAUAUAAUUUUUUGUCAUUAACACUCGUUUUGUUAUAUUUUGUUUAAUUGUGUAAAAAUAUAUAUGCUUUAGUAACUUUUUAAUAAGUCGAAAGAUACAUGUUUUUGUAUCAAUUAGAAUUAAACGUACAUUUUUAUUAAUA
Amyelois transitella is the source of this 4162-nucleotide messenger RNA. RefSeq names its product 4-hydroxybutyrate coenzyme A transferase. The transcript has 10 exons. The coding region runs from base 221 to 1657 and encodes 478 amino acids. The record is from RefSeq and is a predicted model, not a curated record. Gene Ontology annotation, cellular component: mitochondrion. Gene Ontology annotation, molecular function: acetate CoA-transferase activity. Gene Ontology annotation, biological process: acetate metabolic process. NCBI's taxonomy places the organism in Eukaryota, Metazoa, Arthropoda, Insecta, Lepidoptera, Pyralidae.